Podospora bellae-mahoneyi is the source of this 1092-nucleotide messenger RNA. RefSeq lists its product as uncharacterized. The record is from RefSeq and is a predicted model, not a curated record. The transcript is spliced from 4 exons. The coding region runs from base 1 to 1092 and encodes 363 amino acids. Lineage: Eukaryota; Fungi; Ascomycota; Sordariomycetes; Sordariales; Podosporaceae. Gene Ontology annotation, molecular function: protein binding; 6-phosphogluconolactonase activity.
AUGCCCCUCCACCACUUGAUGUGCGGCACCUGGACCCCUCCAGGGGCCAUCUUCACCGUUGAGUUUGACGAUGAGGCUUUGACUCUGAAGCUCAUCAAGCGCACCGAGAUUCCUCACGAUGAGCCCAUCUCGUGGAUGACCUUUGACCAUGCCAAGAAGAACCUCUACGGCGCUGCCAUGAAGAAAUGGUCCAGCUUCGCUGUCAAGAGCCCGACCGAGAUAGUCCACGAGGCGUCCCACCCCAUGGGUGGUGAUCCCCGUGCCAACGACGCAGACACCAACACCCGCGCCAUCUUCCUCCUGGCCGCCAAGCAGCCCCCUUACAACGUCUACUGCAAUCCCUUCUACAAGCACGCCGGCUACGGUAACGUCUUCAAUGUCUCCGACACGGGUGCCCUCAAGGACAAUGUCCAGAACUACCCCUACCAAGAAAACACCGGCAUCCACGGCAUGGUCUUUGACCCAACCGAGACCUACCUCUACUCGGCCGACUUGACCGCCAACAAGCUGUGGACUCACCGCAAGCUCCCCUCGGGAGAGGUCGAGCUCGUCGGCAGUGUCGAUGCCCCUGACGCUGGUGACCACCCUAGAUGGCACCCCUCAGGCAACUACCUCUACGCCCUCAUGGAAGCCGGCAACCGCCUCUGCGAAUACGUCAUCGACCCCGCCACCCACCUCCCCGUCUACACCCACCACUCCUUCCCCUUGAUCCCCCCCGGAAUCCCCCAAAAGGACAAGGAAACCGGCAAGGGCCUCUACCGCGCCGACGUCGUCGCGCUGACCUUUUCUGGCAAGUACAUGUUUGCGUCGUCUCGGGCAAACAAGUUUGACCUUCAGGGGUACUGGUCUGCGUUCAAGCUGAGGGACUGCGGCUCGAUUGAGAAGCAGCUUGCGCUGAACCCAACGCCGACGAGCGGCGGUCAUUCCAACGCGGUGAGCCCGUGUGAUUUUAGCGAUGAGUGGGUUGCCAUCACGGAUGAUCAGGAGGGGUGGUUGGAGAUGUACAGGUGGCAGGAUGAGUAUUUGCAUAGGGUGGCGAGGGUGAAGAUUCCGGAGCCGGGGUUUGGGAUGAAUGCUAUUUGGUAUGAUUAG